This is a messenger RNA of Anopheles maculipalpis, 777 nucleotides long. Its product is annotated as gustatory receptor for sugar taste 64a-like. NCBI's taxonomy places the organism in Eukaryota, Metazoa, Arthropoda, Insecta, Diptera, Culicidae. The record is from RefSeq and is a predicted model, not a curated record. The coding region runs from base 1 to 777 and encodes 258 amino acids. The transcript has 4 exons. Gene Ontology annotation, molecular function: sweet taste receptor activity. Gene Ontology annotation, cellular component: membrane. Gene Ontology annotation, biological process: detection of chemical stimulus involved in sensory perception of taste; sensory perception of sweet taste.
AUGUACGUUAUCAACCAGGCAUACAACGUGUAUCACGAAAGUUUAGCCUGCCGAUAUAAUGUGACCCACCCAUUGAAACUGUACGGUUCUUUGACCUUCCGAUCGGUGUAUCUUUCCGUUCCGUACCAUCAUUUCACAACGGCAUUUUUACUGUAUACAACAAUUUCGCUAACAUUCGUCUGGACGUUUACCGACCUCUUUCUCAUGCUGAUUGCCUCCGGUAUAUCGUGCCGGUUCGAGCAACUUAACAAGCGUAUCAAUGCUAAUCUGCAAAACAGCACCGAAGCUUUUUGGGGUGAAAUGAGAACACAUUUCGUCGGUCUGAUGGAGUUGGUUGAGCAAACGAACAGGAUCAUUGGCCCGAUAGUGAUCGUUUCCUGUGCCAACGAUAUGUACUUUCUAUGUCUGCAGACGCUCAACACGAUAGAACAUAAACCGUUCCCCAUCAAUGAGUGGUACUUUCGAUAUUCGUUUACUUUUCUGAUAUUGCGGACCUCUGUGAAGCUGUGGUAUACGGCCGCCGUAGACGAAAAGUCCACACGAACCAACAAGCUCGUGCAAAAGGUGCGCAGUGAGAAUUACAAUGAUGAGGUGGAAAUCUUGCGCAUCUGUUCCGGAGCCGGUGUCUCCAUCUCUGGUAUGGGAUUCUUUAAUAUCUCACGCAAAAUAUUUCUUACCAUGGCUGGAUCUAUUCUAACAUACGAGUUGGUGUUGAUACGAUUCCAUCGUUCUUCGCAAGGAGCAGGACAGGAGCGGCCCUGUGCCUACAUUGACUGA